UCCCAUUAAUUCACACCUCUCUCUCUCUCUCCUCUUUCUCUCUCCUCUCCUCUCUCAAAACCCUAAACUCACUCAUCGCUUCUCCGAUGCCGGUGGCAGAUAACGACGGCGACCGGAGUUUGACGGAGCUAAUCUCCUCUCUCCUCGACAGUAUCCCCAAGCUUCUCAGCUUCAAGUGCAAAUGGUCUUCGAUUCGCGCCAAACUCGCCGAUCUCAGGACUCAGCUUGCCGAUUUAUCCGAUUUCGAUGCGUCUUCUUCAAACAAGCUAGCUCUGGAUCUUCUAGCUUCCGUCCGAGAAACGCUAGAUGACGCGGUCUCCGUCGCGGCGAGGUGCGAGGGACCAGAUUUAUCAGAAGGAAAGCUCAAGACGCAGAGUGAGGUUGACUCAGUCAUGGCGAGACUUGAUCGCCAUGUGAGAGAUUCCGAGGUUCUGAUUAAGAGCGGUCUUCUUCAGCAGGAUAAUUGCGCCGUCUCGAAGUUUUCGAUUUCGACGAAGAAGGAAUCGGUUCGGUUAGAAGCGAGGAAUCUGGUUAUUCGAUUGCAGAUCGGUGGACCGGAAUCGAAGAAUUCUGCAAUUGAUUCGUUGCUUGAGCUGCUUCAGGAAGAUGAUAAGAACGUGAUGAUCUCAGUAGCUCAAGGAGUUGUUCCCGUUUUGGUUCGGCUUCUCGAUUCGUGCUCUUUUGGUAUGAAGGAGAAGACUGUAUCCGUGAUUUCUAGAAUCUCUACGGUGGAGAGUAGCAAACAUGUGUUGAUAGCUGAAGGAUUGUCUCUACUGAAUCAUCUCCUUCGUGUACUGGAAUCAGGAAGUGGAUUCGCUAAGGAGAAGGCUUGUAUUGCUUUACAAGCUUUGAGUCUCUCUAAGGAGAACGCGAGAGCGAUUGGUUGCAGAGGAGGGAUCUCGUCUCUGCUUGAAAUCUGCCAAGCCGGGACUCCUGGCUCUCAAGCUUUCGCCGCCGGAGUUUUGAAGAACUUGGCUUCGUUUUCAGAGACUAAAGAGAAUUUCGUGGAGGAGAACGCUGUUUUCGUUCUUGUUUCUCUCGGUUCUUCAGGUACGCCUCUAGCUCAAGAGAAUGCUGUAGGGUGUUUAGCUAAUUUAACAUCUGGGGAUGAGGAUAUGAUGAUGUUAAUUGUUAGAGAAGGUGGAAUCAAGUGUUUGAAGAGUUUCUGGGACUCUGUUACCAAUGUUAAGUCUCUGGAGGUAGCUGUUUUGCUUUUAAAGAAUCUAGCUUUGUGCCCUAUUGUUAGAGAAGUUGUUAUCUCCGAAGGGUUUAUCCCUCGUUUGGUUCCGGUGUUGAGCUGUGGGAUUCUCAGUGUGAGAAUCGCAGCUGCAGAAGCUGUUUCUUCGCUAGGUUUCAGCUCGAAAAGCAGGAAAGAGAUAGGCGAGAGCGGAUGCAUCGGUCCUUUGAUUGAUAUGUUAGAUGGUAAAGCCAUUGAAGAGAAAGACGCAGCUUCUAAAGCUCUAUCGACGUUAUUGGUGUGUACAAGCAAUAGAAAGAUUUUCAAGAAGAGUGAGAAGGGUGUAGUUAGUCUUGUUCAGCUCUUGGACCCGAAGAUUAAGAAACUUGAUAGGAGAUACACAGUCUCUGCGUUGGAACUGCUUGUGACUUCUAAGAAAUGCAGGAAACAAGUCGUUGCUGCUGGUGCUUGCUUGCAUUUGCAAAAGCUUGAUGUUGAAGGAGCUAAGAAAUUGGCCGAGAAUCUCGCUCGGAGUAAGAUUUGGGGCGUCUUUGCAAGGCCAUAGGAGACUUGCGGAUACGUUUUAUUAACCUGUAUGUAAGAAACAUCUGCGAGAUUCCUUUUUUUCUUUUUCGAUUUCUCUAUAUGUUGUUUGAUGAUUUGAUUGUUCAUAAGGCUUGGUUGAUUGAAGUAGGGAGAGUUAAUUUGCUGAUUAGUCAUGUAGACAAACAAUAAUAAUAUCUUUGUAGAGUUUGUUGUAAUCCUCUUUUUUUUCUAAUUUUCUUGGUGAGUUGAUGUUUUGUCCUCUAAAA
Messenger RNA from Eutrema salsugineum, 1989 nucleotides. RefSeq lists its product as uncharacterized. Lineage: Eukaryota; Viridiplantae; Streptophyta; Magnoliopsida; Brassicales; Brassicaceae. The transcript has a single exon. The coding region runs from base 87 to 1742 and encodes 551 amino acids. The record is from RefSeq and is a predicted model, not a curated record. Gene Ontology annotation, molecular function: protein binding.